AUGGUCAUAAUCCUCUUUGAAAUUGUAGAUCUUUUACAGGUUCGACGCAGUCUAGCACAACUUUGUGAUGGUCCUAUCCUAAAUGGGAUUUCAAAUUUUUGUACUAUGUCCUUAAAAUGUAAAAGUGAACAUUGUGUGAGUGGACAUACUUUGGAUCAUACACUAGUAUGCCUAAUUCAAUUGUACAAAAAAAUAGAAAUAUUGCUACUUCGUUUGAAUUCCUGCUGGAGGUCGUGUGAAGCACAGUUUACUACCGGACACUUUACCAAAGUCCUCUUAUUAAUAAUGACAGUACUUUCAGGUUUAAGAGUUCAAUCUCUUAAUUCUCUAGAUGAAGUUAACUGUUGUUAUGGUAACCUCUUUGCAGUUCGAAGAUCUUUAACAGAUACAAAGACUUGGUUACCAUCUGAUGUUACACUACCGUCUUCAUUAAAUCAUCAAGCAAAACCACCAGCAACAGACGUAAACAAUCGCGAAGUUUUAGAUUUUGGUGAAAUUCGAACUAAAGAUAUCCCAAAGUUUUUGACCGCAAAAGGAACUCCUGAUAAUUUCGAUUCUCAUGAAGCCAUAACUUCUAACAAACCUCUCGCUAACAAUAACAAAAAAGUUAAAAGACUUAGUGCGGAUACUCAGCGUUCACUAACUGCAAUACUUCCACGCGCCACUCAAAAGAAACAAGAAGAUCUUCUUUCUGUACUUCUUAACCACAGAUAG
Schistosoma curassoni is the source of this 714-nucleotide messenger RNA. NCBI's taxonomy places the organism in Eukaryota, Metazoa, Platyhelminthes, Trematoda, Strigeidida, Schistosomatidae. The record is from the annotation of a GenBank genome assembly.